Symbiodinium natans is the source of this 1998-nucleotide messenger RNA. Lineage: Eukaryota; Dinophyceae; Suessiales; Symbiodiniaceae. The record is from the annotation of a GenBank genome assembly.
AUGUGCAGCAGCGAUUCCCCGGCUGAGCUGUGGGCUAUGUUGCCUCGCAGAUCUCGAGCUGAGUACGGUUGUACUGGUGGCUUAGUCCCAUCUGCAAGUGUUCUCGCCUUCUUAGUGGACAACGCGGACGACAUGGCCAGCUUGGUAGCGCAGUAUGCACCAGGAGAUGCUCGCGCGAGCCAUGUGGCACGUGCUUUGUGGACUCUAGUGCAAUGCGAUGCCACUUCCGCUUGCAAACGCCGUAGCCUUGUGGAUCCUGCUUGGCAGCGAGUGCUUCUUGCGCGUCGACUUCCGCAGUCUGAGUCGACUGCCCCUGGCCUGUGUGACACCUUAUCUUGGCUGCGGUCGAAGUCCGGUGCUUGUCGGCGCAGUAGUACGCUGCUCUUUCGAAGUCGCAAACAACUUUCUCGAGUUGAAGACGGACAGUCGCGUGAAUCUAUUGAUGCGCAGAGACUACUUCAUUGCAGGCGUGAGUUGGCGGAGCUGGUUUCCGAAGCAGGUCUACCUAUUGCUGCGCAAGCGCAACUGGCAUCUGCUCCUGAGGAAAUCAUUGUUGCGUCCCUGGGUUCUAUGAGGGCUUCCACUAUUCGCAAGAAGGUUCGCGAGUGGCGCAGGGUCCGUAUCUUCAGCCUGGGUGCCUGUGGAUGUCCAUGGCCUUCUCACGUGGGCAUCGUGCUGGAUUAUUUGCGUGAGCGUGUGGACGAACCUUGCGGUCGCACUGUGCCAGAAGCUGUUGUCUCGGCAUUUGCUUUCAUGGAAAAAGUUGGCUGCGUUCCAGGGCCCGAUCGGGUUUCAGCGUCGCAGAUUCUUCGGAAUUUUGUGAACCAAGCAACGCAUGACCUGGAGGUCGGCGCCCCCCCGACCAAGAAAGCCCCGCUUCUGCCCCUGGUGAUGGUGGGGUCCUUGGAGCUCAUGGUCGUCGAUGCUCAGGCACCUCUAUAUGCGCGUGGUUUAGCUUUCUGCAAGCUUCUGAAGUUGUGGACUGCGUGCCGCACCAGUGACUUAUGUGGUUUAAAUCCUUCUAGUCUGCGUCUGAAUCGCCUGGGCCUGGUUGGCGUGCUCGAGAAGACGAAGACUACGGGUGCUGGCAAGCGGAUUCGUCAUCUUCCAAUCUACAUCAGUCAUAGUGCGUACUUCAUGGCACCUGAUUGGCUCAGCGUGGGUUGGAAAGUUUGGUCAGAUCCUGCGAUGUCUUUUGGCCGAGACUAUUUCCUCCCGAUGCCGAAACCGGACUGGAGCGGUGCCUGCAAACGGAUGGCAGAGUAUGCUGACUCUGCCGGCCUGAGUGUUCAGUUGUUGCGUCGCUUGUCUGUCCCGCGUCGACAAGGCUCCAAAUGGUUGCAGUCCGAGAACCCGUUGCUCCUCUGCGAUGCUGCCGCCGUUUUCUGGAAAGAACACUCGGAGCGCAAUUGGCUCAACAGCAUGCUGGCCGCGAUCGAGGUGAGCAAGGAGCUGCGAGACUAUGUGGGUAGGUGGCACAUCUCCUCAUCCGAUGAGUACUUACGGACAGCUCAACAGGUUGUGGUUGGUCUGCAAGAAAAGCUGGUUACUUACUUCUGUGGUCCAGAUCGAUGGGAUCUUCGCAAUGCUGGUCUGGAUGAGCUUGAGUCUCACCUGCGUGCUCGCGGGGUUGAUUCCGGCCUAAUCAAGCGUCAGCGCUCUAAUUUGAACUUGCCUGAAAGAUGGUGUCUGCGUGUGCCCGAGCCACUCGACCCUGCCCCUGCAGUGUCUCUGGAGGUUGCUGAGGAAGUCGAUGAUGCAGAAUCGCAAAGCCCGUAUUUUGUCACCGUCGUGGGCAACAAGCGGCUACGCAGGCUCCAUCGCCGCGGGGGAUGCGGCGUGUCGGUGCUGGAAGUGCAAGAGUCGGAGCCCGUUUGGCAUUUGAAGGGGCUCAUGUACAAUUUGGCUUGUCAGCAUUGUUGGCGCCCUGGGGAAUCCACCGUUUCGGAAGCCGAGGAAGCAGACGACUCGGGCAGUGCAAGUGACAGUGAAGACUAA